AUGGGAGACAACGGCGAUGAUUCCGAUUCGGAUUUGCCGAGCCUCGUAAGCGAGAGCGAUGUGGAGGUGCAUGCGGGGGAGGCGGAGGCGAAGGACGAGGGGAAGGAGAGUGACGAGGACGCUGGUGGUGCCGGCGAGGAGAAAAGCUACGAGUUCACUCAUGAGGAAUACUACGAGGACAUUUAUGGCGACUUUGACGAAGAAGAAGACGAUGAUGACGACGACGACGACGACGAUGGCGAAGAUCUUGACGACGAAGAGGAUUUUUGGGAAAGCGAGAGGGCCCGCGGUGGCGACGGUGCGAAGAUGCUUCGAGGCCUCGUCGAACCCAAGGUUGGCGACCAGCGCGCCGGCAAGAACGCCGGCGGCGGCGACGGCGGCGGUGAUUCGGGUGCUGCAGGCGCGCCGGGGCUGCGGAAGGGGUUUCUGAACCAUGCGCCGGGAGUUGCGGGGGAGGAGGAGGAGGAGGGGGGAGCGGGUAAGGGCAAGGACGCGGGUUACAUGGCGGGGCUGCGCCCGGGGUUCUUAAACGGCGCACACGUCGAGGAGGAGGACGAGGAGGAGGAGGAGGUAAUCAAGAGUGGCGGCACAAAGGGGAAAGUGGGGAAAGGUGGGAAGGGCGGGAAGAAGAAGAAAAAGAAGGGGGGGAAGGGAGGGGAUGGGAAGGCGAGUAGUGCGCGGGGCAAGACGACUGGUGACGGCGGCGGGGAGUUAGGUGCAGAAUUGGAGGAUGGCGAGGAGGGCGAGGAGGGCGAGAAUGACGAGGAGGAAGAAGAUGUCCAUGUGGACGGGCACGUGUUCGGCGGCAAGCGCGCGCACUACCCCUAUGAGCACCACGAGCAGCACGAGCAGCACAGGAACCACCCCAAUUUCUCCAGCAUCCCGGAUUUCUGCGGCUGUCCCUUCUGCACCUCCUCCUUUUUCGGCUUCCCAGGGCAACCGGUUAGUCCGCGCGACCACAGCCGCAGGGAGGCGAGUCGGAUGAAGGGGGAGUGGGAAGAAGCGGAGCGGGAGCGCGUGCGCGCGAGGCGCCGGGAACGGGCAGUGGCGCGGCGGAAGCGGGAGGCGGAGGAGCGCGAGCUGGCGAAGGUGCGCGCGGCGGAGCGCCAGGCGAGGAAGGAGGCGGAGGCGGAGCGGCGCAGGCGGGAGGAGGAGGAGCGGAAGGAGCGCGGAACGGUGGUUGCGCAGGAGCUGGCGGAAGCGCGUCGGUUGGAGCGGGAGCGCGAGCUGGCGGAACUCAAGGGCGCGGCGGGGGCGUCGGUCGAGGAGGAGCGCGCGGACGAGGUCGUGGGGCGCUGCUGCGCGGGGAUCAAGCAGGCGGAUUGCGCGGGGCAGGGCUCUGCAUCCGCGGAUGCGGGCAGCAAGGCGGGGGGAAGCGGGGCGGGCGGGGAAGGGGGGAGCGCGGGGUGUCGGUGCCCUGGGGGGAAGCCGCCUGUGGUGUGGGCGCAGAGGCGCAUGAGUGUGAGGUGUAGCGAGGGGUGCAAGGUGGUGUGGCAUUACGAGUGCUGGCAGAGCUGCAAGCGCGAGGGGGCGCGCGGCGAGUGGAAGGCGGGCGAGCUGUGCCCCACACCGGAUUGUGGUGGUGCCAUCGUCAGUGCAUGUCUGAUGGAAAAAGAUAAGGUGACCCACUGGGAGGUGAAGGAGGAGAAGCCCUCGGAGGAGCACCAGAGGGAGAGGCGACGGGCCCGCGAGAGGGAGAGGGAGCGGGAGAGGGAGAGAGGGGAGGGGGACGACCGGAAACAGGGCGGCAAGAGGCGUGAGAAGAAGGGGAAGGACGGAGCACAGGUGCCAGGCGCAGUGGCAGCAGAGGCAGCAGAAGCGAAGGCUGGGGAGGCUGUGAAAGGAGGAGGGGUGGCAGAAGGGAAGGAAGGGGGAGCGGCAGUGGAGGGGGUGGCUGAUGGUAGUGCUGCUGCAAAGAGCGGUGGUGGAGAAGGGGAAGGGCCGUUGGGCCCAAAAGUCACUCCGGUGUGGGCGGAAGAGGACUGUGAGAGUUUGACCAUGCAGGUGUACAAGAAGGGGGGCAGUGAUGGGGAGGAGGAGGUGGAGGAGAAGUCAAAGAAGGCCAUCAAGGCACAGGCGAAGGAGGAGGCGGCAGCAUGCCAUGUGUUGGUGGAGGGGGUGGCAGCAGCAGUGGACGAGGUGGAUAUAGUCACGUGCUUCACCAGUGCGCAUGAGCACCUAGCUGCACUACACCGCUUCCCCCAACACCACCUCGCCGUUGUCUCCUUCAGCACACCAUCGGAGGCAUGUCAUGCGCGCAAGGUGUACAACGGAGUGCAUCUGCAAGGCGCACCCAUCACCACUCGCUACCUCCUCUCCCAGGUCCCUCCGCCUGACAUUUUCAGCGAGUUCCCUCCCAUGCCCACUGCUGCCGCCACGCCUGGAGGGGCUAGUGGGGGGGCGGAUGGGGCGAGGAGAGGUGGAGGAGGGGGAGCAGGAGGAGGAGGGAGGGGAGGGGGAGGAAGGGCGGGAGGAGGGAGUGAGGGGCGCAGUGGGGGAGGAGCGGGAGUUGGAGCGGCUUGGAUCAGGGUGGAACCUGCGGCAAGGGAGUCACGUCCAGCCGUUCAAAACCCAUCCAAGGCCAUGAAACACCCGUCUGCCUCCACCCCUUGCGUUCCGUCUGUGUCAGCCGCUUCAAUCCCACCUAAGGCCAACAAGCACCCAUCUGCCUCUGCCGCUACCCCAUCUACCAAUCCACCUGCUCCCCUCACCAAGCCAUCCAAACGAGCCCCUGUCCCCACGCCCGCUGCUGCGGCUCCCCCUCCCUGUACCCCUGCUCCUGCUCCUGCUCCUGCUCCUACCGCCACACCUACCCUUUCCUCUCACGGCCCAGCAUCUGCUGCUGUGUGUGGGGGUGGGACGAGUGGGGAGGAGGAGGGUGGGCGGGUUGAGAGUGGUGCAGCUAUGUCAAAGAAAGAGAGGAAGAAGCUGAGGAGGAGGCAACGGGAGGAGGAGAAGGCGAGGGUGGUGGAAGAGGAAGGGAAGAGGGUUGCGGAGGAGGUGGUGGUGGAUGCUGGGGACAAAGUGGAGGAGAGGGAGGAGGAGGGGGUGAAAGAGGUGGAACAGGAGGGGCAAGUUCGGGGGAAGACGGAGGGGAAGGGUGGGGAAAGGAUGGAGGUGACGAGGGAGGGGGGAGUGGAGAGGAAGGGGGAGGGGAGGAUGGAGGGGGGUCUGUCGAACGGAAGGAUGGGGGAGGAGGAAAAGAGGGAACAGGCUCGUCCCAUGCGACCCUCUGUGCCCACUGCCGCUGCUGCCUCUGCUGCCACCGCUGCUGCCACUACAGCUGCUGCCACUACAGCUGCUGCCACUGCUGCUGCGGCAGCUGCACCAUCCCCAGCAAGCGCCAUGCACUCCCAUCCUUCACAUCAGCCUCCUCCACGCCGCCCUUCCUCCGUACCCCCCUCCAAGCCACCAUCCUCAUCUGCUUCAGCAGCAAGCUCCCUCACCCCCUCUCCUCCGCCCCUCACAGGGACUUCCCUGCCCUCUGCUUCCUCCUGUCCCCCCUCCCUCGUGCCGCUGCACGGUGCUUUUGCAUCCUCCUCCUCCUCCUCCACCACCCCAUCGCCACCUCCGCUUGUGUCUUCCCCUUCUGCCCCUGCGUUUCCUGCCAAUUUCUUCCCCGCUGUCUUCCAGGUGGCAUCCGCCUCAUACCACCGAGUGCGCUCCCUGCCGCUGCCCUCUGCCCCUAUCCUCGGUCUCCUGCCCCCGGGAUCGCUCGUUGUGGGCACUGCAUGUCAAAGCACCUGGCUGAGGGUGGUAGUGCCAGGGCACGCAGAGGCAUGGUCGCUGGCAUCCAAGGGCUCUGCUGCGUUUCUUGUGUCAUGCGCCACACCCAUGCAUUGGUCUGCAUUUAAUAACGAUGCUUUGUCUGACCUGCUAUAUCACGCCUACGCGCAUUGUACUGCUGCCGUGCCACUCACAUUCUCAAUUCUGUUCGCCUCUGACCUGCCUGCCUCUUAUCUGCAGCUCAAUUCUGUUGUGGAAGCCACCAUCCUUGCACCAGUGGUGCAGCAGCAGCAGCAACAGAACCACCAGCAGCAGCAGCAGCAACAGCAGCAGCAGCAGCAGCAGCAGCAGCAGCAGCAGCAGCAGCAGCAGCAGCAGCAGCAGCAGCAACAGGACCAGCAGCAGCAGCAGCAGCUGCAGCAGAACCAGCAGCAGCAGCAGCAGCAACAGCAGCAGCAGCGCCUCUCCCCUCCAUCAUCCUUCCCUCUGCCUCUCUCCCUCAUGCUGGCACAGCAGUCUGGUCCGCCCCCUGCUGCCUCUUCAUCCCUCAAGUCCACAUCAGCACCGUUUGUUCCCACAGUGUCAGACAGUGCCGCUGCUGCAAGGGCAACCAACAGCUCACUGUCACCAGCAGUGGGAGGAGGGCAGUGGAUGGGUGGGGUAGCUGGUGCGACAGUAGCAGCAACACACAGCAAUGGUGGUGGUGGUGCUACACUUCGUGCCAAUACACCCGCGUUCAUCCCCAGUGAUGUUCCCACUGUCACAGUCCCCGCUACCCUCGCUGCUGCCCCCCCCAACGUGUCUGCUGUUGCGCUUUCCAGUCCGAAUCACCCCUUGCCUGGUGCUCUUGCUGCUGCAAUUGCAUACCCAUCGGCACCACCACCUGCGCCGUCCCUGUUGACAUUUGCAUCAGCACCGUUUGUGCCUCACCAGGCAUCCGCUGCUCCGCAGCAUGUGUCCAUGCCACCUCAGCAGGCCCUUUCAGCCUCAAUCCAUGCAGUACAGGCUCCUCAUGUGCCUUCUGCAGCUGCGGCUGUUGCUGCUGCUGCUGCCAGUCCCUCUCCACCACCUCCUGCGGGCACCAUGGCCAUGCAUUUGCACCUGGAACCUUCCCAGCAGCGCUUUCACUCCUCCCAACAGCACACACAUGCUUUUCAGCCGCACGCACAACCCCCCCAGCAGCACGCACACCCGCCUGACAUCUGCCGCUGGUGCUUCUCCCGACGGUCCGAGUACCUUAUUGUAGAUUGCAGGCAUCUUGGGCCGUGCACGUCAUGCCAUGACACGGCACCGUUUGAUGGGGUGUGCCAUCUGCCCACGUGUCGCAAGCCCAUUGGCCGUCUCCAUCGCAUCUACCGUUAG
This is a messenger RNA of Closterium sp. NIES-65, 5088 nucleotides long. Lineage: Eukaryota; Viridiplantae; Streptophyta; Zygnematophyceae; Desmidiales; Closteriaceae. The record is from the annotation of a GenBank genome assembly.